AAGCGUUGCAUUGUUAUUGCUACGCUGUUUCUUUAUUUUCCUUUUUUUGGAUUUUUAUUGUCAGGCGUCGCAAUUAGAGUGUUGUAGUCUAAGCCACAGCUAACGACGGUUUAUUGUGCUACAGCACCUGCCCACUUUAGCAUUUAUAUUGGUAUUUUGUGCGUUCGGCGCAGAAUAGGUCAAACAGCUCAUCAACAAACAAAGAAACGUACGCACAUACACACACACUCACACACACAGAGACUGUGUUAUUAAAGACAGGUAAACGAGCAAUUUGUCAAAGGCAAAUUAUGGGUCGCAUCUUUCUGGAGCAUUUGGGUGGUCUAAAGCUCUUCAAUUGCGCCCAAUGUCAUACGAACUUAACGAAUCGCAGCCAAUUGAUUAGCACACGAUUCACAGGCGCCACAGGUCGCGCUUAUUUAUUCAAGCGCGUCGUCAACCUGACUUUCAGUGCCAUUCAGGAGCGCGUGAUGCUGACUGGACGGCAUAUGGUGCGCGAUGUAAUGUGCAAGAAUUGCGGCGCAAAGCUUGGCUGGAUGUAUGAGUUUGCCACCGAAGAGACGCAAAAGUAUAAAGAGGGCCGCGUCAUUCUUGAAUAUGCUCUAAUCAAUGAGGCAGAGGGCUUUCCAUCCGAGGCAGGCGGCACCAGUCACUGAA
Drosophila navojoa is the source of this 657-nucleotide messenger RNA. RefSeq names its product yippee zinc finger protein (gene Ype). The record is from RefSeq and is a predicted model, not a curated record. NCBI's taxonomy places the organism in Eukaryota, Metazoa, Arthropoda, Insecta, Diptera, Drosophilidae.